AUGGAAAUGGAUGAAAAAAAAAUCGGUUCUGAACAAGAACAAUCAAUCUCUUCUUAUGAAGCCGGACAAUCUGAUAACGCCAAAUUGGGGUUCAUCAAUACUAUAGCUUCAAAAUUGAAAGCUGAAACUAAAGGUAUCGAAUUAGUUACUGACGAAGAAAAAGUCGGUGAUUCUUUAUGGAAUGCUGCUUCAAUGUGGUUAUCAGCUAAUAUGGUUAUUGCAACUUAUUCUUUAGGUGCUUUGGGUGUUACAGUUUUCGGAUUAUCUUUUUGGACUAGUGUUUUAACCAUUAUCUUCUUCAAUAUGUUGGGGGUUAUUUCAGUUGGUUUCUUCUCCAUUUUUGGUGCUAGAUUAGGUUUAAGACAAAUCUUAUUGUCUAAAUUCUUGGUUGGUAACUGGACUAUGAGAAUCUUUGCUUUAAUUAAUGCUAUUGCUUGUGUUGGUUGGGGAGCUGUUAAUAUUAUGUCAUCUGCCCAAUUAAUCAGUAUCGUGAAUAAUCAAGCUUGUCCUCCUUGGGUAGCUUGUCUUAUCUUAGUUAUCUUAACUAUUUUAGUUACCUUUUUUGGUUACCAUGUUAUCCAUGUGUAUGAAAAAUGGGCUUGGAUUCCAAAUGUUGCAAUCUUUAUUGCCAUUAUUGCCAGAAUGAAAAUUGCUGGAACUUUCACUGCUGGUGAAUUUGUUAGUGGUACUACUACAGCUGCUGGAGUUUUAAGUUUCGGUGGUACUGUUUUCGGUUAUGCUACUGGUUGGACUACUUUAGCUUCUGAUUAUACUGUUUACCAACCAAGAAACAUUAAUUCUUUGAAGAUUUUCUUCAGUGUGUAUGCUGGGUUAUUAACUCCAUGUAUUUUUGCCAUGAUUUUAGGUGCUGCUUGUGCCACUGGUACUUUAACUAAUGAAAGAUGGGCCGAAUUAUACCAUGAAUAUUCCAUUGGUGGUUUAGUUUAUGCUGUAUUGGUUGAAGACUCAUUAGGUAAAUUUGGUGAAUUUUUAUGUGUUCUUUUAGCUUUAUCAACCGUUUCAAACAACAUUCCAAAUAUGUACUCCAUUGGUUUAUCAACUCAAGCUAUUUGGUCAGGUUUGAUCAAAAUUCCAAGAGUUGCUUGGACUAUCAUUGGUAACUUUGUUACUUUAGCUAUUUGUAUUCCAGCUUACUACCAUUUCGUCGAAGUUGUUGAUCAAUUCAUGACUAUGAUUGGUUAUUACUUAGCUAUCUACGAAGCUAUUGCUUUUUCAGAACAUUUCUUCUAUAACAAAGGUAAAUUUUCUGCUUAUGAUUAUGAAAACCAUAAAGAUCCAAAAUCACAUCCAAUUGGUUAUGCUGGUACUGUUUCUUUCUUUGCCGGUGUUGCUGGUGCCGUUUUAGGUAUGUCCAAACAAUGGUUUACUGGUCCUCUUGCCAAAUUAAUUGGACCUUUUGGUGCUGAUAUUGGUUUUGAAUUAUCAUUUGCCUUCACUUUCGUUGUGUUCAAUGCUUUAAGACCUUUAGAAAAGAAAUACGUUGGUCGUUAA
Yamadazyma jaroonii is the source of this 1512-nucleotide messenger RNA. The record is from the annotation of a GenBank genome assembly. NCBI's taxonomy places the organism in Eukaryota, Fungi, Ascomycota, Pichiomycetes, Serinales, Debaryomycetaceae.